This is a messenger RNA of Scleropages formosus (Asian bonytongue), 3310 nucleotides long. RefSeq names its product sorting nexin 17 (gene snx17). NCBI's taxonomy places the organism in Eukaryota, Metazoa, Chordata, Actinopteri, Osteoglossiformes, Osteoglossidae. Gene Ontology annotation, biological process: endocytic recycling; signal transduction; intracellular protein transport. Gene Ontology annotation, molecular function: phosphatidylinositol binding. The transcript has 15 exons. Bases 795 to 2213 code for a protein of 472 amino acids. The record is from RefSeq and is a predicted model, not a curated record. Gene Ontology annotation, cellular component: early endosome.
GUGGAUGGUUUGAACCACUGGGCUUCUGCCCCACAAAGAGGGUAGUACGGCUACACACGAACGUAAGUGGGGGAAUAAAGUGACGAUAGUACGUAGAGAAUGGGUAUAGUUUUAAUUACUUUUGCUUUGCGUCGUUUUCUUUCAGGAGAAGUUAUGUAGAUUUGAGCGGGCAGUUGUCAUCCCCAGCAGCUCAGAUGAUGGGCCUCUCCCCCUGCUUCGUUUGUACCACCAUAGUAGAUUAAAAUUUGUUCCGACGGGGUCCGUUCGUUGUGCACAGAAGUGUUCGGUUUCGUGAAGCAAAUGAUUCAGAAGUUACGCGGAUGAACGGAUUUCACUGAACGCAUUUUAAAACUUGUCCGCAUAAGCACGUUUGUUUGGCUUUUACUUUGGGAUUCGAAAGGAGUUUGCUGGCAACUCGGCUACGAACACACACACUCUCUCUCUCUCUCUGACACACACACACACGGAUGGAGGUGGAGUUACCUUGGCUCGCAACAUGGCUGCUGUAGGCACGUCGGGGAAAGUUGGAUUCCUCACUUGAGAAGUUUUAUUUCAAAUACCGUAAGAAAAGGGAGAAAAAUAAACGUCCUGCUCUGAAAACUGGAACUCGGUGGACUGCAGUAGCCGGCUGAGAACACACUCCUGAACACCAUCUGCUCACAACAUCUUGUCUGUCGAAACACACCCAACCGUGUGUGGAUCAUUCAGUACAGCUCCUGUCCUGGUGCCUUUUUACCAGAGACAUUUAAAAAAAAAAAGACUAUUAAAGCCCUGAAUAAAAAUUAAAAAAAAAGAUGCAUUUCUCCAUCCCUGAGACCGAGGUCCGUUCCGGAGACAAUGGAUCAACAUAUGUGGCUUACAACAUCCAUGUCAAUGGGGUCCUGCACUGCCGGGUUCGCUACAGUGAGCUGCUGGGUCUUCAUGAGCAGAUAAAGAAGGAGUAUGGCAGCAAUGUGGUGCCUUCCUUUCCUCCAAAGAAAAUCUUUACUCUCACGCCGGCCGAGGUGGAACAGAGGCGGGAGCAGCUGGAGAAGUACAUGCAGGCUGUGCGCCAGGAUCCUGUACUCGGUGCCAGCGAGUUGUUUAACAGCUUCCUGCGAAAGGCACAGCAGGAAACUCAGCAGAUCCCUACAGAGGAGGUCCAGCUAGAGGUAUACCUGUCCAAUGGGCAGAAAGUCAAGGUCAACAUCCUCACAUCUGACCAGACAGAGGAUGUUCUGGAGGCCGUAGCAUUGAAGUUGGGUCUGCCAGAUGAGCUGGUGGGGUACUUCAGCCUCUUCCUAGUUCGGGAGGGCUCUGAUGGCAGUUGCACAUUUGUGCGCAAGCUGCAGGAGUUUGAGCUGCCAUAUGUGUCGGUGACCAGCCUGCAGAACCCUGACUACCACGUCGUUCUCCGCAAAAGCUACUGGGAUUCAGCCUAUGACAGUGAUGUGAUGGAAAACAGGGUUGGCCUGAACUUGCUGUAUGCCCAGACGGUGUCCGAUAUCGAGCGAGGCUGGAUCUUGGUUAAUAAAGAGCAACACCGGCAACUCAAAUCUCUCCAGGAGAAAGGCUCCAAGAAAGAGUUUAUCCGCCUGGCUCAGACACUGAAGUACUUUGGCUACAUCAAGUUUGACCCCUGCAUCACAGACUUCCCAGAGAAGGGCUGCCAUGUCAUCGUCAGCGCUGGCAACAAUGAGCUCAACUUCCAUGUCAAGCUGCCGAAUGACCAGAUGAAGGAAGGCAGCUUCAAGGUCACACGCAUGAGGUGCUGGCGUGUCACAUCCUCUCAGGUCCCCAUGGCCAACGGCACUGCAAGCAGCUGUGGCCCAGGCAGAUGUGAGGUCAAGCUGGAGCUCGCCUUCGAGUACCUGAUGAGCAAAGACCGCCUGCAGUGGGUCACCAUCACCAGUCCGCAGGCUAUAAUGAUGAGCAUCUGCCUACAGUCCAUGGUGGAUGAGCUGAUGGUGAAGAAAUCAGGGGGAAGUAUCAAAAAGAUGCUGAAGAAACGUCACAACGGUGCUAUUCACCGAUCGGACAGCCAGCAGGCCGUGAAAUCACCCCCGUUACUGGACUCCCCGGACCCCAGCCGCGAGCAGGUCGUCAAGCUCUCUAGCAAGCUGACCUCAGUCACCCUGCGUGGGAUCAGCACCUCCAGCUCCAGCAAUGACAUCAGUGGCAACGAUUUCCAUGGCAACUAUGCCUUCGAAGGGAUCGGAGAUGAUGACUUGUAAUCCACAUCCUUUCCUAGAUGGCCAGGGAGAUCAAAUGCUGUCAGAGACAGACAUGUAGCCAAAUUCUGCAAGAUUGCAACCCACUUGAGAGCACUGAACCAAUUUAGCUUUCCUGUUGAAAGCAGGAAAAAAAUGUUAUGCUGACUUAAGUUCUUCAUUUAAAGUGCAAGGUUUCAGGAAAUAAUCACAUUGCCCUCUUUUCAGUUAAUGGCUGUUGCAAAUUGCAAUCUUUCAAUCAGUGUUUUAUUUGUUCAGUAUAUUAACAAUUUGCUCAGUGUAAGUAAUUUAAAUUCUUUCUCUAAAUUAAAUCAGCAGCUUAAUAUUGCACUGGUUUUAAGCGGAUCUUAUCUAGGUGUUAUUCAGAAGUUGUUAAUUCCCUUAUGGCUCAGUUCCAUUUUUUAUAAAUAUUAGUUCCAUGUUCUCGACAUUUCUGCAUGACUCGCCCGCAUGCUGCUUACCCUGAUUUAAAAAAAAAAAAAAAAAAAAAAGAAAGAAACCCUACAAUUUUUGUGUGUUGUAAACGUCAUAAGCAAGAAUUUUAAAAAUAAUUUUGUAAUGUGAUUAAAUAGCCUCAAGGUACAGACAUGCCUGUUUUUUGGGCUGGACGUGUAAUAACUGAAUAUGACAGGUAGUGUCGCUGGGCUUGUCGACGGUGUUCUGUCACCGCUCUCGCCGGGAGAUCAUACACACAACUUCAAAGCGUGCUGCACCAAACGGGACUCAAAACUGUGCCAGUUUCUGACAAGGAGGCCCGUGACGAAUAGGAUUCAACACUAGUGAAAAGCACUGUACAUAGCUCUUCAAAAAAAAAAAAAAAUAAAUAAAAAUCUUGUCUAGUCUGUGGAAUGUAUCUGGAAUGUAAAUGUCUUGCCAAAAAAAGGUCCGUAUCUGUUGCAGUAAUGAGAUGUAACAUUUUUUCCUAAUCGUUCGUUCUGUGUCACAGCUGUGUGCUUGUGUACCGCGGUACAUGGAAUGUAAGUGUUGAAAGUACGUGAGGGCUUCCCGUGUGCGUAGUGCCAAAUCUCGCAGGGGUCAUUUCAGGCGUAAAGAACCCAUCAAUAAUGUUCAGUUUGUAGACUUUUUUUUUUUUUUUUUUU